AUGCAUCCUCGUUUCCUGUUACCCGUAGCUACGCUCGCCAUCAGUCUUUUCAGCGGCCUGGGAGAUGCGGUUGUCGCCAACCCUCUUCCAGCGCCUCAGAACAUCACAUGGGGCACUUCGGGACCAAAGUCGCUAGCCGGCUACUUGGUGCUGAACUCGCCGUACAACCAGGUCGUCAACGAUGCCUGGACACGAACGUGGAACACCAUCAGCACUUUGAAAUGGGCGCCCGUAGCCGUUGAAGCCCCAAUUAGCUCUUUCGAGCCCUUCCCGACAGCAACGCCAUCGUCAAGGGUCAAAAGAUGGAAUUCGAUCCUCAUCGAGAUCGACCUCACCAUUGCGGAUACCCAGGCUGAUCUGCAACAAGGAGUAGAUGAAUCGUACACCAUCGACAUAACCCAAGCCUCACAGUCAGUCAAUAUCACGGCCCAGACAGUCUGGGGCGCCCUUCACGCUUUCACCACUCUCCAGCAAAUCAUCAUCUCAGACGGCCAGGGAGGUCUUAUGGUCGAGCAACCAGUCUCGAUAGUCGACUACCCAAAUUACCCUUACCGGGGAGUCAUGAUCGAUACGGGCCGGAAUUACAUCGGCAUUCCCAAGAUCUACGAGCAGAUUGACGGCAUGGCGCUCUCGAAGUUGAAUGUGCUCCACUGGCACCUGGUUGAUGCUCAGUCAUGGGCAAUUCAGAUGACGAGCUAUCCACAGAUGACCCAAGGUGCCUAUUCUCCCCAGAUGGUCUACUCGCAAGACGACAUUCGGUCCAUCAUCGCGUACGCGCGAGCCCGGGGGGUUCGAAUCAUUCCUGAAGUCGAUAUGCCAGGCCACGCAUCAUCCGGGUGGACGGAAGUUGACCCAAGCAUCGUGGCGUGCGCGAAUUCCUGGUGGUCCAACGAUGUCUGGGCGUACCAUACGGCGGUGGAGCCGAAUCCUGGACAGCUCGACAUCCUCAACAACAAGACCUACGAGGUUAUCAAGAACGUCUACACCGAGCUUUCGGGCUUGUUCGCCGACAGCAUCUUCCACGUUGGCGCCGACGAGAUCCAGACGGGCUGCUACAACUUCAGCACGCUGGUGCAGCAAUACUUUGCCCAAAACUCGUCGCGGGAUUACAACGAUCUUCUACAGAUCUGGGUCGACACGGCCGUUCCGAUCUUCAACUCGGUCUCCAACAAGACGCUGAUGAUGUGGGAAGACGUCGUGCUCAACUCGUACCCACACGCACACAGCGUCCCCACGAACAUCAUCAUGCAGACGUGGAACAACGGGCUGGAGAAUAUCCAAAACCUGACGACUCUGGGGUACGACAUUGUCGUGUCCUCCUCAGACUUUUUCUACCUGGACUGCGGGUUUGGAGGGUGGGUGACCAACGACCCGCGGUACAACGAGAUGGCCAACCCCAACGCGUCGGUGCCGACGUUCAACUACGGCGGCAACGGCGGCUCGUGGUGCGCGCCGUACAAGACGUGGCAGCGCAUCUACGACUACGACUUCACGCUCAACCUGACCUCGGCGCAGAAGAGCCACGUGCUGGGCACCGAAGUGCCCCUGUGGUCCGAGCAGGUCGACGACACCGUCAUCUCGUCCAAGAUGUGGCCCCGCGCCGCCGCCGCGGCCGAGCUCUCGUGGUCCGGCAACCGCGACCCCGUCACGGGCAUCAAGCGCACCACCCAGAUGACCCAGCGCAUCCUGAACUUCCGCGAGUACCUGGUCGCGAACGGAGUCCAGGCCACGCCCCUCGUUCCCAAAUAUUGUCUCCAGCACCCGCACGCCUGCGACUUGUACUACAAUCAAACGGUGCUUGCAGACUAUGCCACGACGCAAUAA
Fonsecaea multimorphosa CBS 102226 is the source of this 1824-nucleotide messenger RNA. RefSeq lists its product as uncharacterized. NCBI's taxonomy places the organism in Eukaryota, Fungi, Ascomycota, Eurotiomycetes, Chaetothyriales, Herpotrichiellaceae. Gene Ontology annotation, biological process: glycosaminoglycan metabolic process; carbohydrate metabolic process. The coding region runs from base 1 to 1824 and encodes 607 amino acids. The record is from RefSeq and is a predicted model, not a curated record. Gene Ontology annotation, molecular function: beta-N-acetylhexosaminidase activity. Gene Ontology annotation, cellular component: membrane. The transcript has a single exon.